Messenger RNA from Lachnellula hyalina, 348 nucleotides. Its product is annotated as Mitochondrial phosphate carrier protein. Bases 1 to 348 code for a protein of 115 amino acids. Lineage: Eukaryota; Fungi; Ascomycota; Leotiomycetes; Helotiales; Lachnaceae. The transcript has 2 exons. Gene Ontology annotation, molecular function: phosphate transmembrane transporter activity. Gene Ontology annotation, biological process: mitochondrial phosphate ion transmembrane transport. The record is from RefSeq and is a predicted model, not a curated record. Gene Ontology annotation, cellular component: mitochondrial inner membrane.
AUGACCAAGUUCGUCGUUUUCGAGAAGGUUGCUGAGGCCAUCUACAAGAAAGUUGACAAGAGCACGGCAUCCGAUGGACUGCAGACUACCAUCAACCUUGGUUCUGGUCUUAUGGCUGGUUUCGCUGCCGCUGCUGUUUCACAACCCGCCGAUACCAUGUUGAGCAAAAUCAACAAGUCUAAGGGUCUUCCAGGAGAGGGUACCACCAGCCGUCUGAUCAAGAUUGCCAAGGAGCUUGGCAUUAGGGGUUCAUACACUGGUAUUGGUGCUCGUCUUUUCAUGUUCGCCAUCUACGGAGAAAUCAAGAAGGCAUUGGGUGCCACCGGUGGUGUUGAAAUUGCGAAAUAG